Messenger RNA from Gasterosteus aculeatus aculeatus (three-spined stickleback), 4372 nucleotides. RefSeq names its product FA complementation group C (gene fancc). The record is from RefSeq and is a predicted model, not a curated record. Gene Ontology annotation, biological process: cellular response to oxidative stress; nucleotide-excision repair; interstrand cross-link repair. NCBI's taxonomy places the organism in Eukaryota, Metazoa, Chordata, Actinopteri, Perciformes, Gasterosteidae. Gene Ontology annotation, cellular component: Fanconi anaemia nuclear complex.
ACAAGUUGGGGGCGGGUCCGACUCAACCAAUCAUCUUCUUGAAUACACGGAAGAGGGAAGUUCAGUUCGUUUACAUCGCGGGACGAAAGCUUGGCUUCUUAUCUGAAGAUUUAAAUUUGAAUGGCUUCGCGUCUUGUUUACACGAUCCUGCUUCGUUCACAAGUACGUUCACCUGGACGAAAUGUCUCAGCCGCAGCCACUGAUCCAGCUCCCACAAACAGCAGAGCGCGCGCCGAGCGCCGGGGAGCUGCGGUUCUGGCUGGACAAAGCGGUGUGUUGGGGCCAGGCUGACGGCCCAGACGCUCGCAAAGACGCCUCCCUGCAUUUGAGCAGACUGAAGGAUUUCCUCCAGCAAGUCCUCACACAUAUCAACAACAUGAGCUCCACAGCAGAGACGUUGAAGAGGCUGCCCCUCCUCGGCCAGUUUCUGGGGCGACUCUGCUGGAACCCGUAUGUCACUGCUGAUGCUACGGGCAGAAGGCUGCUGCUGCAGUGUCUGUGGGGACUGUACUCGGAGCAUCCAGGCAAUGCUGUGGAAAGAACAGCUAACCAGUGGAUUCGGAAGGUGCUGUGUCAGCUUGCUACAGAGGAAGACGACGCGCAGGCGUUGAUGAAGAAAAUGGAUAUUCCACCGAAAGAUUACCACCUCGAGGUUCUGAGAAAGAUGGUGGCACUGCUGCAGAAAAGCAUUGGGAAGAGCUGCAGUUGUUUGGGUGACACGAAUCAGAGGUGUGCGUGUGACAACAUUCUGGCCACGUCGGAGGCUUGUGUCCCCCUGGUCACUUGUCCCGAGGCUGCUCCUCUCAUUAGUGCACUGCUGCAGCAGCAAGUGACCUGUGUGAGGGCAGCACUUAGUGAAGACUUCCUGGAUGCUGUUAGCUCCGCCUACUCCAGCCGGUGCUUGUCAUUGGAGGAGCAGGCUGUCGUCUCUCUGUGGUGUCACAACCUGCCCAGUCUGGAGGAAGCAGUGCUCCGUUUGCUGGACUGUGCUCUCACUUACUCUGGCCCAAUCCCACAGAAGCAACUGGAACAGUCACUACUUCCCAAAGCCUGUGCUCAGCACUGCUCUAUAUUCUUGGUUGUAAACGACAUCUUCAGGUCCAUACUAAAACAAGCCGACGGAACAGAGUGUGUUAAGUAUUUCGUGGGAGCCUUUACCGGCUGCUUCCUCAGGGAAGUGGCGCUGCAGCAGCAUCAGACGAGUGUGUCUUUGAAGGCCAUGUUCCCACAGUCACCUCAGAGCCUGCUGCUUCCUCUCUUGACCCGGCCAACAGAGAUGCCUCAGCAGGCCUGGAGACGUCACCUGAUCUGGCUCAGCAGCUCAUUACAGAGACUGACACAGGAGGAAGAGCACGGAGACGACAACAGCAGCAGAUCAGGGAGGUUCCACACAGUGUUCGAGGCCUGGUUCCUUCUGGUCCAGUGUUCCCAUUGGGUGCAAGUGGCUGUCCAGCUGCUGGUGACGUCGGAGCCUGAGGACUGUGCCCCCCUCCUGUGGCUGCUCACCUUCUACCACCACCCCACUAACAGGGGGCACCACAGAGCGCUGCAGUUGGUACGUGGCAAAGAAGCAUGGGACCACCUACACUCCCUGUUCUCGGUCUUGGAUCCUCCUCUUCCUAUUGAUCUCCUGCAGUCAUUGGUCACUCUGCUGUCCCCACAACCCCAGCCGCCACCGCUGUCUCCAUUGUUGACACUCAACCUGUUUGUCAACUUUGCUGUUUUUCUCCAACAAUCCCUGAGUGCAUCAACGGAGAUUGUGCAGAUGGUGCUGGAUCGCUGUGGUCUGGUUGAUGGAGCGCGGUGGGUUCUCAGCUCCCUGCAGAUCAGAAUGAACCAAGGCGACUGCUUAUCAAGCGACACUGAAAGAGUUCAUCUCCGGAUCCGGGCACUCCAAAACACAUUAACACAUAUGCACGUAGCAUCAAGCCCUGCCAAGGAAUAAGCCCUCGCACACACACACUUCAAAAUAGGAACAGCUGGCGUUAUUCCUCAUUUCUUUGGACUUAAACAUGCAGAGCUGCUGCGCUCCAAAGCUUCCCAGUUGGCCGGUUUGGUUUCCACUCUGCUGAGUGAUUCUGGAGCCGGCCCCCGCUCACUGAGGAAGAGGAGGUGACCGCUGCGCCCCGCGUGCCAAACUCCUUUCAUCUCCGUCUGAAGUCAGCAAACUGGAAGAGAGAGAUACGUUCACAUUGGAGCAUUACGGAGCCUUUGGUCACCGGAUGUGGAGGCAAAGCCUGGAUACUGUGUGUGUUCAGUAUCCACAAAUAAUCCAGUUUGGUCUGAAACCACCGGUACAACCCAUACUGGGCAUUUUUUUCUGAGUUUAAAUGUAGAUCAACCAACAUGAUUUGGGUUACAAAUGAAUCUGUGAACAAUGUUAUGAAUAAUUUUGUAGGUAGUAAAAUAUAUAUCCUUGCAACAGACUAAAACAAAAGAAGCAAAGUGGUUGCCAACACUAACGAGUCUUUUGUGUACCACCAGUGCUUGUCGUCUUCUGGUCCGGUGUGGAGUGGACUGGACUCCGGUUCCUGCUGAACUGAGCCAGUGGUUGUAUAGGACUGAUUAUCAGCUCAGUAGGCACAGGAAGCCAACCCUGAAUAUCUCUGCUCGCUCUCCAACAAAGCACUGGCAAACCAUGAAAACACUUUUUACCUUGUUUUUUUGUCUGUAAUGAAGCGAAAAGGGAACGCCAACUCGAGCUCCACUAACCCCAAACCCGCCAGAAACCACACCACUUUAGGUCCAUUUAGACUGUGGCGGUUGUUGGGCUGCUAGCUGGUGAAAGGUUUGCUUCACACGGUAGAAACUUUUCCACCCAAAAUAAUUGUUACAUUGUUGGUUUAAACAAAAUGGCUUUUACACUACAAACAGAAAUAUACAUCCAUCUAAAUUACAUUCUGCCACCUUCUGUGAGAAGCAUGUAUACAUACCGCAUCAACAAUUAGAAAAGAUUCCAACGUAUGCUUUGAAAUCGAAUAAAACAGCCGUCUUAAAUACAGUUGGCAUUAAAGAGUCUUUCUAGCAGCGAGAAGAAACAACACUGUGGGCCAAAUUAGUUUAUUUUUGGUUCCUUUAUACAAUGUUGCUUGGUCCUUUAUGUGCAGAGCACCAUUUCCCCUCCCAUUAGAGCGUAAUAAAUCACCUUUUGCAUACAGGCUCAACAGGCCUUUGAUGGUCAUUACUCUUUUAACAGGCCCUAAAUAUAGGUCUAAAAAUGGCAGACUCCACAUGGCCCUCAUUUCUAAUUCAAACAUCUGUCCUCGUUUAGUCGCCAUUUUGUCGUCGUGAAUAUAGAGCGGUAUAAUACCUCCUCAAGUCUCAUAUUAUGACUGCCAAAAAAAGACACAGUUCUAAAAUUCAUCUCCAGCAAUCUGUCACGGUUUUGUUUGCGGGGUCACCAAGUACAGCUUUGCAUCACAAUCAGCUACAGUGACGUUAUUUUAAGCUUGUUUUAACGUAUCAACUUACUUUGAUUUUACAUCCUUUCUUUCGCCGUAUGUUUUAAGGGUUUCAAUUAAAGCACUUUGUUUUUUAAAAGUGCUAUAUAAAAGUUAGAGAAAAGGUAUACGUUAAGUUAAGGUACGGCAGCAUUUUAAACUUAAAAUAAUCAUACAUGAUGUAUUCUUUGCAUGGCACAGCAAGCACCAGACCUCCUUUCACCUACACACUAUGUGGACAUUUGUAAAGAAUUCAAAGAGAACAAAUCGCCACAUUUACCUUACAGAGGAUUUGUACAGUUUGUAAAACCCUUGGAGGCAAAUGUAAGAUUAAAUUGAACUGAAGACUAAAACAAAUCCGUGAGGCAGCUCUGAACAGCCCGAGAUUUAUAGAUCGCUGCAUUGGCAGACGGCCAUGCUAAAUACGAGCCUGCUCAUGUUGCUGAGCUUUGUGUGUAAAAUCGGUAUUUGGAGAUUCAAGGUUAUCUGGACUAAUUCAGUGACCCCCCCCCCCCCCCCCUUAGUGCACUCUGUAAGGCUGGAAACAAAGCAUGUGGUGUAACACAAUCGACCAUUCCUGCUUUUCUUGUCAUCACCGGGUGUUUUACAGGAACACGUCGUUUCUCUGAGACAGAACAACACAAGCUGUAUUCUAAUAGCUUGUGUACAGAAACACUUAAUUGUCCCAACGGAAUGGAACUGAAAUCAUGGAAAGUGUGUGAGAAUCUGUCUGCUUUAUUGAUCUCUGUAUCUUGGUUUCCUCGUCCUGAGAUUACAUCAAACACUGAUCCAUAUCUGCCGGGGAUCCACAGACGGCACGUUUAAAACCUGAAGCACUAAGACGUGCACUGAUUUGCUGCAGGCCCCGACCUCCUUUUUAACUAACUACCAUGCUUUAUCUACAUUAAGCUCUCCAGCUAAAGGAAUAGUUU